Vidua macroura (Pin-tailed whydah) is the source of this 956-nucleotide messenger RNA. Its product is annotated as UDP-glucuronosyltransferase 1A1-like. NCBI's taxonomy places the organism in Eukaryota, Metazoa, Chordata, Aves, Passeriformes, Viduidae. The record is from RefSeq and is a predicted model, not a curated record. The transcript is spliced from 2 exons. Gene Ontology annotation, molecular function: UDP-glycosyltransferase activity. The coding region runs from base 87 to 956 and encodes 289 amino acids.
UUGCUUGAAAGCACGGAGCAGGUGCCCGUGCUACAGUGCUGUCAGGGAUUUCCUUCCUUGGAGGCACUCGGCUGAUCCCUGCAGGAAUGGCCCCGGGGCUCAGUGCUUCUCCACCAGUUGUGCUUCUGCUGCUGUCCCUGCUGGGUCUGGCUGCUGCUGGGAAGCUCCUGGUGGUGCCAGCUGAUGGGAGCCACUGGCUGAGCAUGUGGGAACUGCUGGACCUGCUCCAGCAGAAGGGACACGAGGUGGUUGUGGUGGCACCCAAAGUGACUUUGCACAUCAAACCAUCAAACUUUGUGGUGAAAAUGUACUCGGUCCCCUUCACACAGGAAGAGUUGGAGAAAGCAUUCCAGGCAUUUUUUCAUGGUUCAUUUGAAGAAGGUUGGUUUUUAAAGAGAUUUUUUAAAGCGUACAAAGGUAUGAAAACCCUCACUGAAUGUUGGGUCACCAGCUGUAAGCAGCUGCUGCAAAACAAGGAGCUCAUCAGGUACCUUGAAGAGUGCAAGUUUGAUGCUGUCCUUACAGACCCUGUAGCAACUUGUGGGUUGAUCCUGGCAGAGCAUCUUUCCCUUCCUUCCAUGUAUUUCUUACGAGGAGUCCCAUGUGGGUUAGAUUUAGAUGACAGGCUGUGUCCCAGUCCUCCUUCCUACGUCCCCAGGGUAUUUACAGACCUCACAGACCACAUGACCUUUUUCCAGCGGGUGAAGAAUCUGCUCUUUGAAAUCCCAAAUGUUUUCCUCUGUGAUUUUGCCUUUGAACCCUACUCAAAACUGGCUUCGGAGUUCCUGCAGAGGGAGGUGACCAUGCAGGAUCUCUUACGGAAGGGCUCUGUUUGGCUCCUGAGGUUGGAUUUUGUGCUAGACUAUCCAAGACCCUUGAUGCCCAACAUCAUUCCCAUUGGAGGAGCAAACUGUGCUCACAAGGAGCUCUCUCAGAUGGGAAUCGAGUUCCCAUGA